Wickerhamiella sorbophila is the source of this 780-nucleotide messenger RNA. Its product is annotated as 40S ribosomal protein S4. The transcript has a single exon. Gene Ontology annotation, cellular component: ribosome; cytosolic small ribosomal subunit. The record is from RefSeq and is a predicted model, not a curated record. Gene Ontology annotation, biological process: translation. Gene Ontology annotation, molecular function: RNA binding; structural constituent of ribosome. The coding region runs from base 1 to 780 and encodes 259 amino acids. NCBI's taxonomy places the organism in Eukaryota, Fungi, Ascomycota, Dipodascomycetes, Dipodascales, Trichomonascaceae.
AUGGGCCGUGGACCUAAGAAGCAUAUGAAGCGCGUCGCUGCGCCUAAGCACUGGAUGUUGGACAAGCUUUCCGGCACUUACGCCCCCCGUUCUUCCGCCGGUCCUCACAAGUUGCGUGAGUCUCUGCCUCUGAUCGUUUUCCUGCGCAACCGUUUGAAGUAUGCCCUCAACGGUCGUGAGGUCACUGCUAUCCUGAUGCAGCGUCUGGUCCAGGUUGACGGUAAGAUCCGCACUGACGCUACCUUCCCUGCUGGUUUCAUGGAUGUUAUCUCUCUCCCCAAGACUGGCGAGAACUUCCGUCUCGUCUACGACACCAAGGGCCGCUUUGCUAUCCACCGCAUCACUGAAGAUGAGGCCCAGUACAAGCUCGGCAGGGUUCGCCGUGUUGAGUACGGCAAGAAGGGUAUUCCUUACCUCGUCACACACGAUGGCCGCACCAUCCGCUACCCCGACCCCGAGAUCAAGGUUAACGACACCGUCAAGAUCGACCUUGCCACCGGCAAGAUCCAGUCCUUCGUCAAGUUCGGUGCCGGCAACUUGGUUAUGGUCACCGGUGGUCACUCUCUUGGCCGCGUCGGUGUCAUCACCCACGUCGAGCACCACCACGGUGGCUUUGACAUUGUCCACAUUAAGGACGCUCUUGACAACACCUUCGUCACCCGUCUUUCUAACGUCUUUGUUAUUGGUGAGGGUGCUACUCCUCUCAUCUCCCUGCCUAAGGGCAAGGGCAUCAAGCUGACCAUCGCUGAGGAGCGUGAUAAGCGCCGUGCUCAGGCCUAG